Molecule: messenger RNA, 1682 nt
Organism: Belonocnema kinseyi
Lineage: Eukaryota; Metazoa; Arthropoda; Insecta; Hymenoptera; Cynipidae
Exons: 3
Coding region: 157-1539 (460 amino acids)
Molecular function (GO): DNA binding
Source: RefSeq, a predicted model, not a curated record
CAGAGUCUAUGCGCACUUUGACAUAUAUGUAUGAAUAUGGUGCUCAGAGGAAAUUCUAUCUUAUUUUUCGUUUUUUUAUUUAAAUAAAAACAAAUCCAGAAGUCACGAAUUUAUUUCCAAGCGGAAGUGUUGAAAAGUUCAUUUUUAGUUUUUCAGAUGACGCGUGCGAGGAAGCGCACUUCGAAAAUAGGGAAAUGGUCUUCCAACGACUUACAAGCAGCUUUAAAAGCCAUACAAGAAGGAAAACCAAUGACUCAAGCAUCCGCUUUAUACGGAGUUCCUCGCACAACAAUAUACAGGAGAAUAAAACGCAACAAAUUUUCCGCUCCAAAAAUGGGUCGCAAGUCCGUCUUCUCGACGGAACAAGAGGAAAUCCUAACCAACCACAUAAACACAUUACAACGCACAUCUCCCCUGAACUCCCAAAAAGUUCGAAAACUAGCUUUUGACCUUGCUGAGAAAUUACAGCUUGAUCAUAAUUUCAAUAGAGAGAAACGGGAAGCUGGUCAUGAGUGGCUAUCAUCUUUCCUCAAACGAAACCCGCGAGCUCGAAUUCUGAGACGAGCUGCUGAGAGGAUUCAAGGGACACAAGCAGUGAAAAUUGAAAAUCCUAAUUCCUUCGAUAAUUUGGAUGGAAAUCUGCCUGCGAUUGAAACUCAGGAUGAGCUUAAGAAAGAAGAGGUAUUCCUUAAGAUGGAAGAGGAAUUUCCCGAGGAUUCAGAAAUCCUGGAUUUACAUAAUGAUCCUCUAGAGAUUAGUUCCGAGAUUUUUGGGAGUAAAAGUUACAGAGGCUUAAAAGGCUCCAAGAGUAUCAAACAACAAGUUGAGCAUAAAGUUAAUGGAAAAUUCGAAAUGAAGCUGAGAGUGCGGGAAAAGAUGUCUGUUGUUGAAGAAGAUACAAGUACUAUAAGGACUCACUUGAACAAACAAACGAAGAUUGUGGACAGAAGUUCAUUCCUCGAUCAGUUGGAGAGAUCUAAUCAGGUUGUUGUUGAAGAGAAGGAUGACGCACCUGCACUGAAGAAGCGGUCAAAAAGAAGCACGAAAACAGCUUCUUGGACUGCCAAGGAUUUGAAUGCGGCUCUACAGGAAUUAGCACAAGGGAAAACGAUGACAGCAGUUUCAGCUUUACACGGCGUUCCCCGUACUUCAAUUUAUAGAAGAUUGAAGCAGAAAAACUUUUCCUCACCAAAGCUUGGCCGAAAUUCCGUCUUUACACCGAAACAAGAACAGUGCCUAGCUGAUUACAUUUUAAAAGUUUCGAAAUAUUGUCCCAUGAAUACGACACAAUUACGGAGAAUGGCUUUUGAAUUAGCUGAGAAAUUGAAUCUAGACCACAAUUUUAACAAAGAGAUAAGACUUGCAGGAAGAGAUUGGUUGGCAGGGUUCUUUAAACGUAAUCCUACCGCGGAUUUCAAAGGCAAACAAAAGUAUUAUGAAACAGACAUUCAACAAAGUGAAAAGAAAAUUUAUUUCUAUAAUUUUGAUGAUUUGGUUAAAUCUUUUCCAUCUCUGGAAUGCCAAUCAGUUGAUGUUUAGUUGCAGAAUGUGUGAAAUCAAAUUUGAUGGUUAAGAAAUUGUAAUUUUAAUAUUUUGUUGUUGUUAUGUUCGGUUAAACAAAUUGUGGCAAGCGUGUAAUUUAGUUUAUCUUGUACUAUAGUUGUAAUAAAUUAUAAAAAAUA